Rasamsonia emersonii CBS 393.64 is the source of this 1626-nucleotide messenger RNA. Its product is annotated as C6 transcription factor. NCBI's taxonomy places the organism in Eukaryota, Fungi, Ascomycota, Eurotiomycetes, Eurotiales, Trichocomaceae. Gene Ontology annotation, molecular function: DNA-binding transcription factor activity, RNA polymerase II-specific; zinc ion binding. Gene Ontology annotation, biological process: regulation of DNA-templated transcription. The record is from RefSeq and is a predicted model, not a curated record. Bases 1 to 1626 code for a protein of 541 amino acids. The transcript has 2 exons.
AUGCAAUCUCUACUUCUCCCCGCUCCCUGGUUGUCCAAUACGCAUUUCAGGCAGCCUAGAUUCGACCUCGACCCUGGGCGGGUUUCCAUCCAUCUGCGGCCGUCCACCGCCGGCCUCAAGUCCGGCCUUCGGACUUCUCAACCUUCUUUCCUUAUGUCUGGUCCCCUUCCUACAGACAACCCGACUGAAAGUGCGCGAAACAUCCAGCAGCAAGCCUCUCGGGGUUCGGAGGUAACGACUACGAAUGAAGCCGUUGGUCCAAUCGUCUCUCCGACAGCUCCCGUUUCGAGAUCACCGGGAGCACAACACGUGAGGACGACGCAAACACAGAGUGUUUUUCCUCGAGACGUGGUACAUGGGCAUCAAGCCCCGGCUCAGCCCUCCAGUUUGGCCGGUGGAACUCCGGCCGCCUCGACGGAAACAACACACCUUCAGUCGGCGGCCCCAAGCACGACGGCGAGAACGCUUCCACCGCGAUCAACGAGACGCGCCAAGGCGCAUGUCGCUUCUGCGUGUGUGAACUGUAAGCGGAAACACCUGGGCUGUGAUUCAUCGAGACCCUGCCGAAGAUGUGUGCUGGCAGGUAAAACUGCAACCUGCGUGGACGUCACACAUAAAAAGCGAGGCCGGCCGCCUCUAAAGGCGGAAGAAGCUCCGUUAAGACCGUACACAGCAGUUGAAAGCUCAGCCGCAUCAAGAGAGUCGUUACAGACAACUCCAUCCAGCCGGCCCCAUGGUCACUCGCGAACGUCUUCUCGUGAAAUUCGACCGAUUACAGACCUUCAGUUCCCGCGAGCUGGAGAGUAUGGAGCGGGAACUGCGAGCGUUGGGAUGGAUCCGGUGGUGGCUCAUGCCCGGAGAUGGACUACAUAUCCUUCUCCCCAAAUGUCCGGGCCGUCGUCGAUCAUGAUACCAGGAGCUCGUGGUCAAAGACCGUUCUCCUCACCCGUGUCUUUGCCUUCAUCGGCAGGAACAAAUCCGCCAACUCCGUUUAUAACGUCUCCUGGAUCUGCAAUUUCCCCGCCCGCUGGUGUUUCCGAGUUUCGGCCCAUUCUGUCAUAUAGUGAUCGUCCGCACGUGGUCACUCCACCGACGAUUUCUCCGCAGCAGUACCAGCAGCCAUUUCCCCUGGCGCUGACACCCCUUAUGGAAAGUCCUCAAACUCCAACUCGACCAGCAGAGAGAACAGCGACUUCGAGAGAAUCGCACGAUCCGUAUCCCGAGCCCGGUCUUCGAUUGCCGCCGAUCCUACCUUCUACGAGAUCAUUUGGACAGAGCCCGCCGACCCAUCGGAGGAGUGGCUCCUAUCCUUACCCAACAACGUUUACGGGCGAAAGGACGCAGGCUCAAGAGCCUCAAUCGCAACCUCGUCUUCUAGAGUCUCCGCGUUCCUUGUUGGAGCCAUUGACUAGCCAGCCUGAAUUGCGAUCUCCUUUCCCCUCUGCCUCCCGGCCCACGAGCCUGGUCAUUGAACAUGAUCGACCAGUCUCCCAAGCACAGGAGAGCCCGGAGCAGAGUGCAGCGAGACCAGAGCGCCGCAGGAGAGACGAGGGUGACGAGGGUGAGGAUAGUCGGCAACCGACCAAGCGGCGACGCAUGGCGUUGGACGACAUAGUGAACGACUGA